UCGCCGAUCGCCGCUGCCCUGCCGUUUCGUCCCUCGCCGUUCUCCUCACCGUUCCCUGCUUCUUCGUCCCUGCCGGUGCGUCGCUGCUCUGCUCUUUCGUCUCUGCCGUUUGCUGCUCCUUCGUCCCUGCUGGUGCGUGGCUGCUCGGUCUUCUUGCUGGUUGUAAAUUAGUUGGAGGGAGGAGGACUCACCAUAUGGAAAGCUUUACCCAACAGAAGGUUCAAAGAUACGAAGAAUUCGUUGAUCGUCGCUUGAAACCUGAUCUUCAACGUGCUAUUGAUGAGCGGGACAAGGUCUUUGAACAACAGAAAAUUUUUGCUGAUUUGCGAAGAAACAUUGAAAACCUAGAGAAGAAUAGUGUUACCAGUCUAAGAACUCUGGUCAAUCUUGGAUCCGAGGUGUACCUGCAAGCAGAAGUGCCCAAUACACAAUAUAUUUUCGUGGAUGUAGGGCUGGGAUUCAAUGUUGAAUUUACUUGGUCUGAAGCUUUGAACUACAUACAGAAUAGGGAAGAAAGGAUAGCUAAGCAAAUAGAUGAGUACAAUCAGUCAAUUGCAUCAAUUAAAGCGCAGAUCAAGCUGGUUCUUGAAGGGAUUCGAGAAUUACUACAACUUCCAGCUGAGAAAUCAUUACCAGAGCGGAGUUUUUGAUGCUUACCGAGGAUAAUUCCAGAUCAUUCAUCUUUAGUCUCUCUGAACAAUUGUAAAUUCUGGAUCAUUUAUGUUUAGUCUCGUGAACAAUUGUAAAGGAACAAUGCAAUGCAAUGAUGUGAUCAUGUGAAACAGGACAAAGAUUGGUAUUUAUCCAGAAUGAAACGUUGCAUC
Arachis duranensis is the source of this 824-nucleotide messenger RNA. RefSeq lists its product as uncharacterized. Gene Ontology annotation, biological process: negative regulation of transcription by RNA polymerase II; positive regulation of transcription by RNA polymerase II. The record is from RefSeq and is a predicted model, not a curated record. Gene Ontology annotation, cellular component: chromatin; mediator complex. NCBI's taxonomy places the organism in Eukaryota, Viridiplantae, Streptophyta, Magnoliopsida, Fabales, Fabaceae. Gene Ontology annotation, molecular function: transcription corepressor activity.